UUUGUUUAUACAAAAUACCUUAAGUGCUUUUAUAACAGUGCUAGGUUUUGAAAUUCUGGGAAGAGCUUAAAAUAGAAGCAUGCAUUUUAGGUUAAGCCGUGUCUAAAAUAUUGGUAGUAAAGGGGAUAUUUAGGUGGAAGGACUGCGAUUUUGCAGUACAAAAGCACAAGAAGCCAUUGAACUGCAUUGGAGAAUACUAACAAAUUUAGUGGUAUAAAUAGCAGUUGCAGCUGAAAGCAAUCAGCACAGACUAAGGAUGUUUUGCAAGGAAAACAGUGCAGUUCAUGGCCUCCGGCUCCGGCUGCGGCUCCUGCCGCUGCUAAUCGCUGUUAUCCCGGGUGCUCUGCUGGUGGUCAUGGCCAGUGGUCACCAGCUGCCCCCCGGCAGCCACAAACUUUGUGGUCCCGCCCUGUCCGAUGCCAUGGAUGUGGUGUGCGCCCACGGCUACAAUUCGUUGUCCCAGAAGCGCGCAAUUCAGCCGCCAGUGUCCAAUGAGUUGAAGAAUGGGUGGUGGCAGGCGCUGGCAGAAGCAGAUGCUGGUGCUGAUGCUGGCUACUCCUUCAGUCCCCUGCUGACCAACUUGUAUGGGGCUGAAGUCCUGAUCAAGACGCGUCGCCACAGGAGACACCUGCCCAGUGGCGUUUACGAUGAGUGCUGCGUGAAAUCCUGCUCCUACGAGGAGCUGGCUGCCUACUGCCUGCCCAAAUAGGAGACUUAGCCCCAGCAUACAUACCCAUACCCAUACACAUACCCAUACCCAUACACAUACAAAUACACAUACACAUACACAACACAACACUCGUAAUCCGAUUCGUAAUUCGUAAUCACUUA
Messenger RNA from Drosophila gunungcola (fruit fly), 831 nucleotides. RefSeq names its product probable insulin-like peptide 1 (gene Ilp1). The coding region runs from base 257 to 709 and encodes 150 amino acids. Gene Ontology annotation, cellular component: extracellular region. The transcript has a single exon. Gene Ontology annotation, molecular function: hormone activity. Lineage: Eukaryota; Metazoa; Arthropoda; Insecta; Diptera; Drosophilidae. The record is from RefSeq and is a predicted model, not a curated record.